Messenger RNA from Aspergillus niger, 252 nucleotides. RefSeq lists its product as hypothetical. The coding region runs from base 1 to 252 and encodes 83 amino acids. The record is from RefSeq and is a predicted model, not a curated record. NCBI's taxonomy places the organism in Eukaryota, Fungi, Ascomycota, Eurotiomycetes, Eurotiales, Aspergillaceae. The transcript has 2 exons.
AUGCGGGCGAUUGCUCAGCUGAACAGCGACCGAGAUCCACCUGGAUGUCUUGCGCUGGACGUUAAAAAGAAAGACAGAGUGCAUGCGAUGACGACAUUUUGGUCAUCCUGUGCGCUCGGAGCGCUUUCUGAAGCCAAUCUUCGUAUCGCCUUUUGGGCCUCACCUCCCCUGAUCGUCUCUACAAUCCUGGAUGAUAUAUCAGAUGAUGACCGACUGGCGCGCCCGAUGAUCCCUUCGAGGAUCGCCUCGUGA